UUCCUAUUGUGAAGCUGUACAUGCAUGGUGACGAGCAGAUCUGCUGCAUUCCUUUUUGCCACUGCUCAGGAACAAAGUGCAUGCUUCCAAAGAGUCACCAGCUCUGACGCCACCACAGAGGAAGAACGCGUGUCCAAGACCAUGGCAAAAAUGGCCUCCUCUUGUGACACACUGGCCGAAAAGCAGUUGGAGUGUCCUGUGUGCGAACAGGUGCUCUCCGACCCCGUUACCACGCCAUGCGGACACAACUUCUGCCAGGCCUGCCUCCAGGGCGUGUGGGACAACAGCGACAUGUGCCGGUGCCCCGCCUGCGACAAGGCCUUCGCCGACCGGCCCGAAAUCAGUAUCAACGCCGCCUUCAAGGAGCUGGCUGACACCUUCAGGAGAAUGACACUCCUCGACCGCUCUUCAUCCUUGCCGUUGUGCGCCGCUAAAGACAGUGAGGUGACGUGCGACGUGUGUGCCGUCACCUCUCUACGGGUGUCCGCUCUCAAGUCCUGCUUGGUGUGUCUCACCUCGUACUGCCAUGUUCACUUGGAGCCCCACCGCAGGGUGGCAUCGUUGCAGAUGCACAGGCUGAUGGAGCCGACCACUGACUUGCGGGAGCGUCUGUGCAGUCAGCAUGAUAAGCUGCUGGAGAUGUUCUGUCGGGACGAGCAGCAGUGCGUGUGCCAGUUCUGCACUGAGAGCGAGCACAGGGGUCACCACGUUGUUCAGAUUGAGGAAGAGACCAAGGAGAGGAAGAUCCAGAUGAAGAAGGCAGAGGCCAAUUUUGAGCAGCUGAUCCAAGAGCGACAGAAGAAAGUGGAUGAAAUCCAAAAUGGUCUCAAGCUUAUCAUGAUGAGUGCGGAGGGAGAGAAGACAAAGAACGAGCGCCUCUUCACCUCUCUGAUUGACUUGGCGGAGAAAAGACGGGCGGAGGUCACCACCGAGAUUGAUGAGAACGAGAGGGCAGUCAAGUCGAGGGCUGACGGCCUCAUGGACGAGCUUCGGCAGGAGAUUGCUAAGCUCCAGGAGAAGAAAGCAGAGCUGGAAAAGCUGAGGGACACCGAGGAUCAUCUGCAUCUCCUCCAGAGGUCCCCUUUGAUGACAUCGCCUCCACCCACCAGAGAGUGGGCAGAGAUCAGCAUCAACCCUGAGAUCUGCAUAGGCACAGCGAGAAGGGCGCUGUCCCAACUGGAAGCCGCAUUGAGGAACGAGCUGGAUAGCGUGAAGACAUAUGAGAUAAAGAGGGUGCAGAGUUACGCAGUGGACGUGGAGCUGGACCCGGACACUGCCCAUCCCAAUAUUUGUCUGUCGGCUGACGGCAAGCAGGUGGGCCGUGCAGAGCUGCUGCAAGUGGUGCCUGACAACCCUCAGCGCUUUGACCCCGUCAUCUGCGUUCUUGCCAAAAGAGGCUUCUUGUCCGGAAGGUUCUAUUUCCAGGUGGAUGUCGGAACGAAGACCUUUUGGGACGUGGGUGUAGUCAAAGAAUCCGUCAACAGGAAGGGGCAGAUCACCUCCAAGCCAGAGAAUGGCUUCUGGACGGUGCGUCUGAGGGGCGGAGAUGAAUACCGCGCACUGGACUCUCCAUCAGUACUUCUGAACCUUAACGUGAAGCCACGGACAAUCGGUGUGUUCACCGAUUACGAGGAGGGGACCGUGUCGUUCUUUGACGUCGACGUCAGGUCUCACAUUUACACCUUCACAGGGUGUGUGUUUUUGGAGAGAGUUUUCCCAUUUAUUAGCCCUGGAAGUUGUGAUGAGGGGAGGAACACGGCACCGCUAAUCAUCACUAGUGUUAGUCAACAAACAGAGGCCCCUUGACCAGGAACAGAUCCACUAUUUAUUUGCAAUGUCUUUUGAUUUCCCAGCACCACGUCAUUGAUUAUGUUGUGAAUCUCCAAAAAAAAAAUCACAAUGGCUUGGCUUUUACAUAAUUUCUGGUGUAUAUGCUUCCUCUUUGGAUUGGUUCCAGCUCCAAUAACUUGCUCCGUCUCAUCAGUUGUCAUUGUUCAUUCAAGCUAGCAAGCUAAAUUGUCAGCGAGUGUCAACAAAAGCUUAUUAAAAAAAAUAAAAACUAUUAAACAACACAAAUUAAAGAGAAAAAUAUAUUUUGGCACUUCACAAAUCCUUCAAUCCCCAUUCUUCCCCACCUAAACAAACUUUUUCCACUUUUUCCAACGACUGAAAGGUGCUUAUUUCACAAGCUUUCACAUUUGACAUAAAUCCACAUUUACACAAACAGCAAUUAGCCUAUACCAACCAAGUAACCUUAGUAAAGUGAUGCUAUAAGCGCCAUACCUUUGUCUUUGGCCCGUUUCUCUUCCUUCCUCCAAAUUGUGCAUCUGGAAGCUUUGACUUUGUCUUUUCCAUGUUUUCUUGACACAAAUUAAGAGCACUUUCAUCAUCUCCUACCGUCACACAACUAGCA
Messenger RNA from Doryrhamphus excisus (bluestripe pipefish), 2413 nucleotides. RefSeq names its product E3 ubiquitin-protein ligase TRIM39-like. NCBI's taxonomy places the organism in Eukaryota, Metazoa, Chordata, Actinopteri, Syngnathiformes, Syngnathidae. Gene Ontology annotation, molecular function: protein binding; zinc ion binding. The record is from RefSeq and is a predicted model, not a curated record.